Molecule: messenger RNA, 3699 nt
Organism: Sesamum indicum (sesame)
Lineage: Eukaryota; Viridiplantae; Streptophyta; Magnoliopsida; Lamiales; Pedaliaceae
Product: ATP binding/leucine-tRNA ligases/aminoacyl-tRNA ligase
Biological process (GO): leucyl-tRNA aminoacylation
Molecular function (GO): leucine-tRNA ligase activity; ATP binding; aminoacyl-tRNA deacylase activity
Source: RefSeq, a predicted model, not a curated record
UAAAAAUCUAUUAUACAAUACAGAAAAACCCUAGUUCUUCUUCUAUGUAUUAAGCUGCUCCCCUUAUCUUUGUUGCUGCUCUCCAGCUGUGGCUUCUCACUCUCUGCUGAGACGCAUUGCUAAUAAUCGCCUGAGGGUCCCUUGUUAUGUUCGUCUUCGAUUUAUAAACUUCACUUCUGAUAAAGCAAGUUUUUGUGGGCUAGCUGGAGAAGAAAUGACAGAAGAAUCUGGAAAAAGCUUUGCUCGAAGAGACCGGCUUUUGGAAAUUGAGUCACAGGUGCAAAAAUGGUGGUUAGAGGGUGAUGUGUUCCGGGCUGAAGCAAAGGACUCGCCACCCAAAGAUGGUGAGAAGUUCUUUGGUAACUUUCCAUUCCCUUAUAUGAAUGGAUAUCUCCACUUGGGCCAUGCAUUUUCCCUUUCAAAACUUGAAUUUGCUGCCGCCUAUCAUAGAUUGAGGGGAGCAAAUGUGCUUUUGCCGUUUGCUUUCCAUUGUACUGGAAUGCCCAUUAAGGCUUCAGCUGAUAAGCUCACCAGGGAGAUUGAGAAGUUUGGAAAUCCACCUGUGUUCCCGGUUGUCAAAGAGGAAGAAAGUGGUGAGCCUGAGGAAAAAACGGGGGGUCAAAAUGAAGGUAAUCAGACACAACCAGGUGGUAAAUUUAAGGGUAAGAAAUCAAAGGCUGUUGCUAAGUCAGGCGCUGUUAAGUACCAAUGGGAGAUUAUGCAGAGUUAUGGUUUGUCUGAUGAGGAGAUAGCGAAGUUCACAAACCCGUAUCAUUGGCUGACAUUUUUUCCACCUCUGGCUGUGGAGGACUUGAAGGCUUUUGGGUUGGGAUGUGAUUGGAGGCGCACAUUUAUCACUACUGAUAUGAACCCAUAUUUUGAUUCGUUUGUUAGGUGGCAGAUGAGGAAAUUGAAAGAAAUGGGUAAGAUCGUUAAGGACUUGAGAUAUACUAUAUAUUCACCUUUGGAUGGUCAGCCAUGUGCGGAUCACGAUCGUGCUUCAGGGGAAGGUGUUAUCCCACAGGAGUAUACUCUCAUAAAAAUGGAGGUCAUCUCACCCUUCCCAUCUAAAAUGAGCGUUUUGGAGGGAAAGAAGGUGUACCUUGCUGCUGCGACAUUGAGACCAGAGACGAUGUACGGCCAAACAAAUUGUUGGGUAUUGCCAGAUGGAAAAUAUGGGGCUUUUGAAAUUAAUGACACUGAUGUGUUUAUCUUAACAAGUAGGGCAGCCCUGAAUUUGGCUUAUCAAAAUCUGUCCAGAGUUCCAGAGAAACCUACUUGUUUGGUUGAGUUGACUGGUCAAGAUCUUAUUGGUUUGCCUUUAAAAUCCCCUUUAGCAUUUAACGACAUUAUAUAUACCCUUCCCAUGUUAUCAGUUCUUACCGACAAGGGUACUGGAAUUGUUACUAGUGUUCCAAGUGAUUCUCCAGAUGAUUACAUGGCACUCCAUGAUUUGAAAGCAAAACCGGCAUUCAGGGCCAAGUAUGGGGUGAAGGAUGAAUGGGUCUUGCCAUUUGAGAUCAUACCCAUCAUCCACCACCCUGAUUUUGGAGACAGGUCUGCGGAGAGAAUAUGCAUUGAGAAAAAGAUCAAAAGCCAAAACGAGAGGGAAAAACUUGAUGAGGCCAAGAAAAUAAUCUACAAGGGAGGGUUCUAUGAGGGAACAAUGCUUGUGGGGGAGUUUACUGGAAUGAAAGUUCAGGAAGCUAAAGGUUUGAUUAGGAACAAACUCUUAGACUUGGGGCAAGCUGUGGUCUAUAGCGAGCCUGAAAAGAAAGUCAUGUCAAGAUCUGGGGAUGAGUGUGUUGUGGCUUUGACUGAUCAGUGGUAUAUCACUUAUGGAGAACAAGAAUGGAAGAAGGCUGCAGAGGAGUGCUUGGCUGGCAUGAAUCUUUACUCAGAGGAGACACGACAUGGCUUUGAACACACCUUGAGCUGGUUGAAUCAAUGGGCAUGUUCUCGAAGUUUUGGUCUUGGCACUCGUAUUCCCUGGGAUGAGGAAUUUUUGGUUGAGUCCUUGUCUGAUUCAACUCUUUAUAUGGCAUAUUAUACUGUAGCUCAUAUGCUGCAGCGAGGGGAUAUGUAUGGAGCUGAUAGGUCUUCAGUAAAACCAGAGCAGCUAACAGACGAGGUUUGGGAUUUCUUAUUUGUUGCCGGCCCUUAUCCUAAAUCCUCAGAAAUACCAUCAUCUGUUCUUAAUAAGAUGAAGCAAGAGUUUGAGUAUUGGUAUCCAUUUGACCUGAGAGUAUCUGGGAAGGAUCUCAUUCAGAAUCAUCUAACUUUUUGUAUAUAUAAUCAUACAGCAAUCAUGCCCAAGCAUCACUGGCCUAGGGGAUUCAGAUGCAAUGGGCACAUUAUGCUGAAUUCUGAGAAAAUGUCGAAGUCAACAGGGAAUUUCAGGACUCUUCGCCAAGCUAUCGAAGAGUUUUCAGCUGAUGCAACAAGAUUCUCGCUGGCAGAUGCGGGUGAUGGGAUGGAUGAUGCCAACUUUGUCUUUGAGACGGCUAAUGCUGCGAUCUUACGUCUUACUAAGGAGAUUUCAUGGAUGGAGGAGGUUCUUGUCGCUGAGUCAUCAUUGAGAAGUUCUCCACCAGCCACUUAUGCAGAUCGUGUGUUCGCCAAUGAAAUGAAUAUAGCAGUCAAGACGACAGAACAGAACUAUAGCGAAUACAUGUUUCGGGAAGCUCUGAAGAGCGGGUUCUACGAUCUUCAGGCUGCAAGGGAUGAGUAUAGGCUCUCUUGUGGCGCUGCAGGAAUGAACCGUGAAUUAUUAUGGCGAUUUAUGGAUGUUCAGACACGUCUUAUUGCUCCAAUUUGCCCACACUAUGCUGAAUAUGUCUGGAAGGAGCUGUUGAAGAAGGACGGAUACAUCGUAAAAGCUGGGUGGCCUCAAGCUGAUUCACCCGAUCUCACCCUAAAAAAAGCAAAUAAAUACUUGCAAGAUUCUAUUGUCUCAAUGAGGAAGCUUUUGCAGAAGCAAAUUUCCGGUUCAAAGAAAGGCAAAACAAGCACACCAAAUAUUCAGAAUAAGCCAACAGUUGGCUUGAUUUUCGUAAAUGAGCAAUACGAUGGGUGGAAAAAGGAAUGUUUGAACAUACUCCAGAAGAAGUUUGAUAGGGCAACAGGCACAUUUGCACCUGACCAAGAAAUCCUCUCCGAAUUGCAAAAAAGUGAAAUCGGUCAGGCGGGCAACUUCAAACAAAUACAGAAGCUCUGUAUGCCCUUCUUGAGGUUCAAGAAGGAUGAAGUUAAGGCUGUUGGUGUUCAAGCAUUGGACCUCAAGCUGCCUUUUGGUGAAAUUGAGGUUCUUACUGAGAAUGCAGAACUUAUUAAACGGCAGUUAGGCCUGGAACGUCUGGAAAUUCUGUCUGCAAUGGACGCUGACGCUGCUGCUCGAGCUGGUGAUCAUGCAUCGGUUUUGAAUUCCACCCCACCAUCACCAGGAAACCCUACUGCAAUCUUUCUGAAUUGAUGAAACAAUCUUGCAGAUGUAAGUUAUUUCAUUUAGUCGAAUUUUUCCUUUUGGUCAUGUUGGACUAAACCUUAUACACUUCCAAUCCUUCUCAUAAUCCUAUUUUGUAGACCUUGAUUUUGAACAUUUGUUUCAAUUACAGGAAAUUGAACUUUUGGGUUUUGUUGUCUAUAUGAUGUUUAGUUGUAUCACUUGAUGAUGAAUUUCAGUGCUUGAAUUUUCUACUA